AUGAAUUUCCUCCAAGAUGUCCGCAAGCGACUACCCACAGCGCAAAAGCUGCCUUCAUACGACGACCUGUCCAAAAGCGCAGAGAAGAUGACCCCGAGGUUAGCCUUCUUCCGCCGACGCAUACGCCUGAGAGAGAACUCGCGCAUCUCAAUACCGCUGGGCCUGGUUUUGCUUUUCCCUUGCUUGAUUGUAAUAUUAAUACUGCUUCUCUUCGUGCGACACCCUACCGAAGCCGGUAGGAUACUCAUGCCCGCUGGGGCUCCUCCCUCCAUCAGGAAAAUCAGCGAAAAACACGACAAGGUCUUCGUCACAGGCUGUCAAGACCCAGCCCUCGAGAUCGACCAACCACGCGCCAACGCCGCUUUCGUCGUCCUCGCCCGCAACAAGGAACUCGAAGGUGUGCUGCAAUCGCUCAAGUCGGUCGAGAGACACUUCAACAGAUGGUUCCACUACCCGUACGUCUUCCUGAACGACGGCGACUUCAAUUCGACCUUCAAAGACGAGGUCCGUAAGCACGUCAGCUCCAACGUCGAGUUCGGCAAAAUCGAUUCCAGCAUGUGGGGCUUCCCCGACUGGGUUGACCACAACGUGGCCAAGGAGGGCAUCAGAAAACAGGGUGAUGCUGCCAUCAUGUACGGUGGUAUGGAGAGUUACCAUCAUAUGUGUAGAUUCUACUCCGGUUUCUUCUACAAGCAUGAGCUUCUCCAGAAGUACGAUUGGUACUGGCGUGUUGAGCCCGAGAUCAAAUACUUCUGCGAUAUUACCUACGAUCCUUUCAUCCACAUGGAGCGUAACAACAAGACUUAUGGAUUCACGAUUGCAGUCAAGGAACUCAAGGAGACAGUGCCCAAUAUCUUCAGAUACGCCUCGGCUUACAAGCGAGUCAACAACAUUACCUCGACUAACCUCUGGGACAUGUUCCUCGAGCCCAAGCCGGAGAAGCCAGCGGACGAACUGCCCAAGGACGACCCCAAGUACAAGAAGCCUCUUCCCGAAGAUAUCCUUCGUACCGAACCUGGCGCAGGCACUAUUCCAGACGUAGAUCCCGAGUCCAUGGAGGGUGAGACGUACAACAUGUGCCAUUACUGGAGUAACUUUGAGAUCGCCCGACUCGACUGGUUCAGAAGCAAGGAGUACGAAGACUUCUUCCAGAUGAUGGACCGCAGUGGAGGCUUCUGGAUGGAGAGAUGGGGUGAUGCCCCCAUUCACUCGCUCGCAGCAGGUGUCCUCCUGAAUGUCUCUCAGGUUCACUACUUCCGCGAUAUCGGUUACCGACACACAACCAUCGCCCAUUGUCCUGCGAAUGCAAAGGCUCGUCAGCAGCCCCGCCCACCUUAUCUUGAGACGACAACAACAGACGAGAAGAAGAGGAUCGAGGAAGAUGCAUACUGGGAGGAGUGGGAUGAACCCAAGGAAAAUGGCGUCGGCUGCAGAUGCAGAUGUGACCCCGAAGUUCCAGAGGUCGAGCUCAAAGAAGGCAGCUGUCUGCCCAACUGGGUAGAUGUAGCGGGAGGUUGGAUCACUCCAGGGCCGCCGGCAUGA
Aureobasidium namibiae CBS 147.97 is the source of this 1542-nucleotide messenger RNA. RefSeq names its product alpha-1,2 mannosyltransferase. The record is from RefSeq and is a predicted model, not a curated record. The transcript is spliced from 5 exons. Gene Ontology annotation, biological process: protein N-linked glycosylation; cell wall mannoprotein biosynthetic process. Gene Ontology annotation, cellular component: membrane; Golgi apparatus. Bases 1 to 1542 code for a protein of 513 amino acids. Gene Ontology annotation, molecular function: alpha-1,2-mannosyltransferase activity. Lineage: Eukaryota; Fungi; Ascomycota; Dothideomycetes; Dothideales; Saccotheciaceae.